CAUUAUGUGGGUGUCGUCACAUAUAUUUUUACCGCCAAUUCCUGGUAUCUUGUGGUUAUAUAAUCUAACAUGGGAUACCAUAUAUUAAACCACUUUAGUAUACUAUCUGGCUUUGCCACGAAGCUCUUGCGCGAGCCCAGGCUUAGAUUUGGCUAUGGUAUAUCUUACGUUAGUACAUUGUCAAGUCGGAGAUCAAUUUCUCUGGGACAUGUUAGCAAUCGGUGUCGUGUAGAACGCUAUACUACUUCCAGGGACCCAGCUUCUAGCGACAUGGUUGAUGGCUGUCCUGCUGACUCUGUGAUGGAAGCUCCAGUUCAAUUUAGGGAGGAUUCUACUCCCGAGAAACUCUUGGAAUUGACUGCCACUUAUUGGCGUCGUUUACGAUACAAGCGUCCCGUAUUGUUGACUUGUAACGUUGACACGUCUAUUGAGUGUCGCAUGGCUGAUACUGUAUUGGCUGCUGGUGCUACGUGUCAUUCCAUAUCGGAUAUUCCUUCACUUUUACAUCGCAUGACUCAGUAUGGUUCUAGCAACAUUCUUGGUUGCUACAUUCGUGUAUCGUCUAAUGAUUCCUGGUUAGAUGCUCACCACGACCUUUACGACUCGUUGUCCAAGGGUUGCAAUGCUCUGGUGGUUGAUGUUACCGUUGAGCCUGGUGCGUCCUUACGGAGCAUUACUGGUAUCGAUUCCCUGCUCUCUGGUGUUAAGCCUACUAUUAUCCGUUUCAUCACGGGGACUACUACUUAUCUGGGUGCAUUGGUUCCUGGAGCUGUUUUACCCAAUGCUGAAUUAACUCCCUUGAUGCAUGCUUAUGCAUUAUCCAAACGUUACAAUGCUGUAGUGGUUGAUAGUGCACUAUGCCCCGUAGUGCUUAACGCUGCUGACAGUGAGGGUGUUGUAUUUCCUCGUCCUCCUAGUGUUGCUAAGAAGGUACAUGGAUUUGACGCCAGUGCUGGUGCCAUUGUUGCUGCAAUGGCCGCAUGUUCUUCAAACAGUGCCAUGUUAUCUGCCAUUACUGCUACUUUGGGUGUGGAUUACGGUGUAACACGCUGUGCCGAUAUAUCUGAGGGCCCGGGAUCAUUGGCUGUUAACUUUAUUGACAAGAUGCACUUGAUAUCGUCGUCUCCUGAUAACCUUUUGCAACAUUACACUGGUGUGAAAUUUUACAGGCGUUGUUUUGACGACCCCAAGGUAGCUGGAGACCCUGAUGAACACGACUCUAGCACUGGUUGAUCCACUUACAUCCCUUGAAGCACCGGGAAUUGGUUAUAUAACAUACUUGAGUCAAUAUCGCUAUCUAAUGUACCAUGGGU
Messenger RNA from Babesia bovis T2Bo, 1313 nucleotides. RefSeq lists its product as uncharacterized. The transcript is spliced from 5 exons. The coding region runs from base 70 to 1233 and encodes 387 amino acids. NCBI's taxonomy places the organism in Eukaryota, Apicomplexa, Aconoidasida, Piroplasmida, Babesiidae. The record is from RefSeq and is a predicted model, not a curated record.